CUUAUAUUGUAUUGCAUUGUAUUGUGUUGUAUGUUGGUGGCACUCUGAUUAUUUGUUCGCACACAAUUAUAUAUUAUGAGACGAAGAAAGCGUUGAAAUGGUGUGCGUUGGAAUUGGUUGAGAGGUGUGUUUCUUUUUCCCUUCUCCCCUUUUCUCUUCUUCAUCGCCACCAACUUCAAUCAAACCCCCCCUUCUCCCAUCUCCUCUCUCUUCAAUGCCAAGGUCCUCCUCCUACUCCCCGCCUCCCCCACCUCCCCAAGGGAUGCUACCCCUCUUCCUAAACGACCUCGUUAACCACCAGGACUUCCUCGAGCUCACAUUGGAACUCGACAACGACUCCCUCAUGCUCCGCAGCAUUGCUCCUGCUCCUCCUCCUCCUCCCGACCCCCUCCCGGAUGACUCUCUCCUCUCCAUCACCGCUAGAAUCCGCAACAAAUUCCCCUGGCUCCGCUCUGCCUCCUCCCGCGCUUCUACCGCCUCGUCUCUCGACAGGGACGACACGGCGGCGGUACCCAUGUCUGCCCGUGACGCCCGCCGUCUCAAUGCCCAGCUGCAGCGCACUCGAUCUAGCGCCCAGGCUGCCCUUCGUGGCCUUAGGUUCAUCAGCAAUACCACUGGUGCCUCUGACGCCAACGAGCUCUGGCGCAGAGUCCACUCCAGAUUUCAUUCUCUGGCUCAAGCUGGACUCCUCGCCAGAGAUGAUUUUGCAGAAUGUAUCGGAAUGAUGGAUUCUAAGGAGUUUGCGGUUAGAAUCUUCGACGCAUUAGCGAGAAGAAAAGGAUUGAGGAUUUCCAAAAUCAACGUCGAGGAAUUACAUGAAUUUUGGUUGAAGAUUUCUGAUCAAAGCUUUGACGCUCGUCUUCAAAUCUUCUUCGACAUGGCCGACAGCAAUGAAGAUGGUAGAAUCACAAGACAUGAAGUGCAGGAGCUGAUUAUGCUAAGCGCUUCUGCUAACAAUCUUGCAAGACUCAAAGAACGAGCUGAGGAAUAUGCUUCGUUGAUCAUGGAAGAACUCGACCCAGAAAACCUCGGAUACAUCGAGCUAUGGCAGCUGGAGACUCUGCUUUUACAAAGAGACACAUAUAUGAAUUACAGCAGACCUUUAAGCAUAGCAACAAGUGUCGGAUGGAGCCAAAAUCUAAGCUCAUUUAACCCCAAAACCAUUAUUAAAUCAGCCACCACAACGCUCCAUUCUGUAGUCCUUCAAAAUUGGCAAAGAAUUUGGAUUCUGUUCCUCUGGGGUUCAACAAUGGCAGCUCUGUUCAUAUGGAAAUUCCUUCAAUACAAAAACAGAGCAGCUUUUAACAUAAUGGGGUAUUGUCUUCCAACAGCCAAAGGCGCUGCCGAGACACUGAAGUUCAAUAUGGCCUUAAUACUCCUCCCUGUCUGCCGUAACACUCUCACUUGGCUCCGAUCGACAGCAGCGAGAUCAGUCGUUCCGUUCGACGACAACAUCAAUUUUCAUAAGCUGAUUGCAUGUUUCAUAGCAGUCGGGAUCGUCGUCCACGGUGGGGUUCAUCUGGCGUGUGACUUUCCGAGAUUGGCGAGGUCGUCGCGGGAGGAAUUCGAAGUGAUAUCGAGUGAUUUUCAUAACAAGAAGCCGAGUUAUAAGGAGCUUUUGAUGAGUGUUGAAGGGGUAACAGGGAUUGUGAUGGUGGUUUUGAUGGGGAUUUCUUUUACACUUGCUACUCAUCGGUUCAGGAGGAAUGUUGUGAAAUUGCCUUGGUUGUUGAACAGAUUGGCUGGGUUUAAUGCGUUUUGGUACUCUCAUCAUCUUAUGGGAAUUGUAUACCUUUUGCUUCUUGUUCAUGGGACUUUCUUGUUUCUUGCUCAUAGCUGGACUCAAAAAACGACUUGGGUGUAUAUCGUUUUUCCUUUGCUGUUGUAUCUUGGGGAGAGGAGCCUCCGAGCCUGCAGAUCAGAGUACUACUCUGUUGAGAUAUUGAAGGUAUCAGUACUACCGGGGAAUGUGUUCAGCUUAGUGAUGUUGAAGCCUAGAGGGUUCAAAUACAGAAGUGGGCAAUACAUAUUCCUUCAAUGUCCUUCAAUUUCCCAGUUUGAAUGGNACCCAUUUUCUAUCACUUCAGCGCCAGGAGAUGAGUACCUGAGUGUGCAUAUCAGGACAGUGGGCGACUGGACCAGAGAACUCAAGCGUGUCUUCACUGACCAUGUUAACUCCAAACCUGUCCUUGCCAGAGCCAAAUUGGGCCACUUGGUCAACAUGGAAAGAAAAAGCCAGCCGAGGUUGCUGUUAGAUGGGCCGUAUGGAGCACCCGCGCAAGAUUACCAAAACUACGACGUGCUUCUCCUCGUUGGACUUGGAAUUGGAGCCACCCCUUUUGUUAGUAUCCUUAAGGAUCUUCUCAACAACUCGAGAACCAUUGAAGAACAGACGCCAACGGAAUCGACAACAGAAACAAGCAGAUCAGAAGACAGCUUCGGAUCGUUAAACACAACGCCAAGCGGAAAGAGGAAGUUACAGAGUAGGACGGGGACGGGGCAGGCGCAAGCUUACUUCUAUUGGGUGACAAGGGAGGCUGGCUCUUUGGAGUGGUUCAAAGGGGUGAUGGAUGAAGUAGCGGAGAUGGAUAGGAAGGGUCAAAUUGAACUCCACAACUACUUAACGAGUGUAUACGAAGAAAGCGAUGCAAGGAGCACAUUGAUCACAAUGGUUCAAGCAUUGAACCAUGCCAAACAUGGUGUCGACAUCCUCUCCGGCACUCGAGCGAGGACUCACUUCGCGAGGCCAGACUGGAAGGAGGUGUUCGGGCGAAUAGCGUCGAAGCACGCUUACAAGACGGUGGGAGUGUUCUAUUGCGGAAUGCCAAUGCUAGCCAAAGAGCUGAAGAGGCUAUCACUAGAAUUCACUCGCAAGACUGCAACAAGAUUCGAGUUUCAUAAGGAAUACUUCUAAAACUUAACUAAACCAAAUAAACAUAUAGUUAGAUGUAGAUUCAAUUACCAUAUAUUAUACGUCAUUUAUGUGCAUUUUUUUUUUUAACAAUAUAACGAUAUCAAAUAAGUGAAUGAAAAUAAUAUGCAAUUUUUAUGAGA
Messenger RNA from Cucurbita pepo subsp. pepo (vegetable marrow), 3054 nucleotides. Lineage: Eukaryota; Viridiplantae; Streptophyta; Magnoliopsida; Cucurbitales; Cucurbitaceae. The record is from RefSeq and is a predicted model, not a curated record.